AAUGAAGCCAUAACUUCUGCCUCAAAUGAAUUGGCCCGGAGAAAAGGUGAUCUUGAAGAAAAUCUGAGAUUGAUUAAUGAGUUAAAGAUUGCAGAAGAUGAGAAAUACAUCUUUAUGUCAUCAAUGCUGGGGUUGUUGGCAGAGUAUGGCAUUUGGCCUCGUGUUACUACUGCAUUUACUCUUACGAACAGCAUUAAGCACUUGCAUGAUCAACUGCAAUCGAAGAUUAAAACUUCACAUGAUAAAAUUGAAGAGCUAAAUGCAAUAGCUGGAAAUCAUACUGGCAAGGAGAACCCUAGUGCUGGCCCCAUUAUGGGUCAAUUUCCUAACAGUUCCAUGGGCAUGGGUGGAUCUUCUCAUCAAAACCACUAUUUAGAUGGACAUCAAAUGGAGCCAGCCGAUGGUGUACCGACGUACAUACAAGAGAAUGAUCAUCAACAAACUGGAAGUUUAAUGCUUAAUCAUGGAAUAUAUGGUUCACGGAGUGCAGAUAAUCAUUCAAAACUUACAUCUGAUAAUGAUAGGGGUGUUGUAGGUUCUGAGGUAGACAAUAUAUUUGACAGAAGUGGCAUAAAUAUGAGACCAGAUGAAAAUGAUCAGUUUUACCACUCUCCUAGAGUUGGUUCUUUAACUUCAGAAGGAGAGGGUCCUGGAAUAGAAGGCUUUCAAAUUAUUGGAGAUGCUAAACCUGGAGGAAAGCUUUUAGGCUGUGGAUAUCCUGUUCGUGGAACUUCUCUCUGUAUGUUUCAGUGGGUUCGUCAUUAUCCAGAUGGAACUAGGCAGUACAUCGAGGGAGCCACCAACCCAGAAUAUGUAGUUACAGCUGAUGACAUCGAUAAAGUUAUAGCUGUAGAGUGCAUACCAAUGGAUGAUCAUGGACGCCAGGGAGAUCUUGUCAGGCUAUUUGCAAAUGAUCAGAACAAAAUAACAUGUGAUCCUGAUAUGCAACUGGAGAUAGACACCCAUAUUUCAAAUGGCCAAGCGACAUUCAAUGUUCUAAUGCUUAUAGAUUCUUCCGAGAAUUGGGAACCGGCAACCAUAUUUUUGAGGCGAUCAAGUUUCCAAGUCAAGGUUCACAGAAUGCAGGAAGUGGCAAUUGCAGAGAAAUUUUCCAGAGACUUGUCGGUUAAAAUUCCCAAUGGGGUCUCAUCACAGUUUGUUUUAACAUAUUCUGAUGGUUCUUCACAUUUUUUCAGCACAAACAAUGAUGUUAGAAUGCGUGAUACACUAGCAUUGACAAUAAGAAUCUUCCAGACGAAGGCGAUGGACGAAAAGAGGAAGGGGAAGAGCAUGAAUUCUUCAUAGGAGUACAGUUUUUGUAGCUAUAUAGUAUUCUUUUAGAAAAUAGAAAAUGUGAAAAUAACGAGAUGCACAUAUUCUUGUAUACUAGUUUUUAGUAAGUUAAUAAAAUUAUAUUUUGUUUUCCACUUUCCUGUUGUAAAGAGUAUAACUUUUGGUCUUUAAAUUGUUAAUUGCAUAUUUGAGUUCCCAUCA
Molecule: messenger RNA, 1494 nt
Organism: Coffea arabica (coffee)
Lineage: Eukaryota; Viridiplantae; Streptophyta; Magnoliopsida; Gentianales; Rubiaceae
Source: RefSeq, a predicted model, not a curated record